Ceratitis capitata (Mediterranean fruit fly) is the source of this 971-nucleotide messenger RNA. RefSeq lists its product as uncharacterized. NCBI's taxonomy places the organism in Eukaryota, Metazoa, Arthropoda, Insecta, Diptera, Tephritidae. Bases 76 to 801 code for a protein of 241 amino acids. The transcript has 2 exons. The record is from RefSeq and is a predicted model, not a curated record.
CAUACUGCAAAAGUCUUUUCUUUUGAAUUGUUUCGGUAUAAACAGGAAAAGAAUUCACCAGGAAAAUCUGUAAAAAUGUUUGUGAAAUUACUUACUCUACUCAUCGUGGCAAUUUUAGCCGCCCAGAGUGAGGCUCAUAACAAUAACCGCUAUUAUGUCGAGCGUGUACCGUUGCCGUUUGGCACUGAUUGUGCUGACUCGGCGGACUUUCAACUUUGCCAGGACUUUCGUGACAUACGCAAUUUGAUCGACCCGAAUACGCUCGUCUACUACAUCAGCUACGGUUACUAUCAGGACGAUGAUUUCCGCAAGGCUAUGGACUUCAUUAAGACCGAUAGAUUCCAAUCGGUUUCGGAUCAAAUUGCCAAUAGCAACGGUUAUCAGCGCUUGCUGCAAAGGUUUGCCGAUGCCGGAGUUAAUACGGAAACCAUUGCUAGUAUUUCGAACAUUUUCAAUUGUUUGAUGAUAGCGAUACCCAAAUACAGUGAUGAUGCUGAGGAGAUCACCAGUUUGGAUGAUAUGCAGUCGAUUGUGGUGCCACGCAUCUCUCUGGGUGAUAUCGCUAGUAAAUUGAUUAAGUCCAUUAAACGUUCAGAUUUGAGAAAAUUGUUGAGAGAGAAAUUGAAUGAGAACGGUGAAUUUGCUAAUUUCUACAGCGUGCUACGCAGCAGGGACUUCCAACAUGAUGUGAAGAGAUUUUUCCAUGAAUAUCAAGUGAAAUAUCCGAUUAGCGUAUUGAAACGCCACAAGAUCGAUUUGAGCAAAUUGUUCGAUAUGACGGUGAAAUUACUCGAUUGUUAAGCCCGUCUGGCCGCUCGCUCUUCACUCAACACUUUCAAUAAAUAGAGCUGAAUGAUAAACGCUAAUCCUCUCAAAAUUAAAAUGAAUUAAAUUUUUCCUGGCAGUGUAAAUUGUAAUUGUGUAAAUUUUAUGUGUGAAUAAAUAAAUUAGAUUGACAAUGAUUGAGGAAA